AUGAUUAGCACUUCCCUUCUUCCUGAAACUAAAUACAUGAAAGGUACAGCCCAAGAGCUCUUUGACGGCAGAUCAUCAAGAAUGGAGCUUCAUGGCCUCCUCAUCACUUUUGUUUUGCUUCUGCCACAAGCAAAUUGCCAAGGAUUCGAAGUCUUUCAGCCUCAGGGCCAAAUGGAAGGUGUGGAGAGUAGCAACGUCACUUUGAUCUGCAUUGUGUCCAGUGAGACUCCAGUGGGACCACUGAGGUGGUACCGAGGUGCUGGCAGCAAGCGCACACACUUCUACUCAGCAGCCCCCAAAGGAGGAGAUACAAAUGACCCUCGAGUGACCUGGACAAUGGAGAACACACCUGUCAACUACAGCAUCACAAUAAGAGACCUCAAAGUCAAUGACACAGGAGAGUAUUACUGUGUAAAAUAUGCAAAGACAGAGGAGAACAAACCACACACCUCAGGACCGGGGGUCAAACUGACUGUGAAAGAGUUCACCGUCAAUCAGUCACAAGGCUCCGUGGAUGCAGUAGUGGGAAGUGACGUGACCUUACUGUGCCUUCUGUCCAGUCCGCUUCUAAAAGGACCGGUCAAAUGGAUGAAGAAAACAAGUAACGGGCAAGAACACAUCUACUCUUUAUCAUCCUCAGGAAGUGAAACAAUUGCCCCCCGAGUGACCAGGACAGAAGCGAAAUCUACCGUCAACUUCAGCAUCACCAUUAGGUCUGUUCAGCUUAAUGACAGUGGAACGUAUUAUUGUGAAAAGUACAAAGAUGGAGACAUGAAUACACCCUUCAAAGCGAAAGAAGGGGUCCAACUAAAUGUGAAAGGGUCUCCCAUAAUUUCUGUCUUCCUGUUGAGCAUAGCUGUUGGAGUUCCUGCUGCUGUCUUCCUUAUUGGAAUCAUCCUUUGUGUGGUGUGUAAAGCUCGGAGAAAAGGAGACCAAAACGAAGAGAAAAAAGAACCAGAAUAUGCUGAUGGACAGGAACGCAAGGAAGGACAACAGGCAGCAGAGGAGGACCCUGAAGACACGGAAUAUGUAAACAGAAAUCCCAUUUAUGCUGAUGGCGGAAAGGAUAAAAACAGAAAAGGAUGCCGCAAAAGCCUGGAGGUGGAGAAUCUUGCAGACUGCUUAGAGGUAAGGAAGCAUCAAGUGAAUUUCCAGUUUGAUCAGCAGUUCAACGGGGCCACUGGGGUCACCAGGUAUUCCUGCCCCCUCAGACCUACCACCUGA
Messenger RNA from Erpetoichthys calabaricus (reedfish), 1224 nucleotides. RefSeq names its product signal-regulatory protein beta-2-like. Gene Ontology annotation, cellular component: plasma membrane. NCBI's taxonomy places the organism in Eukaryota, Metazoa, Chordata, Cladistia, Polypteriformes, Polypteridae. The record is from RefSeq and is a predicted model, not a curated record. The transcript has 10 exons. The coding region runs from base 1 to 1224 and encodes 407 amino acids.